AUGUCUAAUCGUUUGCCAUUAACCACAUUAUCAAAAUCCCAAAUUAACUCUAUUAUUCAUUCACCAUCAAAAUGCAACAAUAAUAGUAAUAAUACCACCAAUAUAUCCCCUACUAAUAAUCCUAUUACUACUAGCCGUAGUAUUUGCAGUAGUACAAACACAGCUAUCACAGCUAGUGUUACGUCCACUGUUAUUGAUAAUGAUAAUGCUGAAAGGACGAGCAGUACAAAAAGAAACCAAUUUUCAGGACUGGAUACAUCUCCUUCAAAAUCUGUUCUUCAUAAGGGUAAUGCCAAGAAAAAACUGUCAUUAAAUUCAACAACAAACAUUCAUAAAAAUAGUAUUAAUUCAACCGCAUCUGAUUCUCCUUAUAGCAAUUCAUAUCAUCGUACCACUGGCAAUACAAUUAUCUUACCUGCUUUAAAAAAAAGACUUUUAAGAACAGAAUUAGAUAAAUCCAACAAUGUACUAGAUAGUUUCACGGGAACCAAGCCUGCUUCUAGAUCUAAUAAAAAUACUAUAUACAAAAAAUUAGGACAAAAGAAUACUACCUCUACCUUUCGUGCGAAAUUGAUUUGUGAAAAAUUAAAAGUUAGAUUAAAAAUUGCAUUGUUUAAACACCAGAACAACAUUAAAUCUAUCAAACCUUUACUGCUAGAAAAUGACUUGUAUAAAAAUAGCAAGAGAAAUCCAAAUAAUAUUACCCCACAAAAGAAAUUAAUAGGUAACACAGAAAAGAGCGAUAAUAGUUCAAUAGUUCUCAUUCCAAGCACUUCUGCUCAUACAACCACUACUACAAAUAAUAACAACAAUAAAGCUACUCCUGUCAGUGUCAAGGCAGCCAAAUCGUUGUUGAGUUUGUAUGAAUCAGCAUAUCAUUGA
Molecule: messenger RNA, 882 nt
Organism: Saccharomycodes ludwigii
Lineage: Eukaryota; Fungi; Ascomycota; Saccharomycetes; Saccharomycodales; Saccharomycodaceae
Gene: NRM1
Product: Nrm1p
Exons: 1
Coding region: 1-882 (293 amino acids)
Source: RefSeq, a predicted model, not a curated record